This is a messenger RNA of Hepatospora eriocheir, 660 nucleotides long. The record is from the annotation of a GenBank genome assembly. NCBI's taxonomy places the organism in Eukaryota, Fungi, Microsporidia, Hepatosporidae.
AUGAUUUUAAAGUUAAUAAUGAUUAUGAUACUAAUUUUUAUAUUGAAAGAUAUAACUAGGUAUUUAAAUAAAGAUAUGCCUAUUAUUAAUAAAUGUUUACUAAUAAUAGCACAUCCAGAUGAUGAAUCUAUGUUCUUUUCACCUUUAAUAAAAAUACACAAACCUCAUCUGUUAUUAUUUUGUUAUUGUAAUGAAGAAAGAAAGAAAGAAUUUAAGAGGUUUUGUAAGUACAAAAAACUGAAGUGUUUUAUUGUGGAACAAAAAAGAAAUUAUCAUGAAGUAUUUAAAGAUGGUAUGAAUUGGGAUAUUAAUUUAAUGAAAAAUAUAAUUAAAGAUCAGAUUAAUAAAUAUAAGUAUAAGACUGUAAUUACAUUUGAUGAAGGAGGUGUUUCUGGCCAUUCAAAUCAUAUUUCAUGUUAUAAAGCUGUAAGUGAACUUGAAUAUGAGUAUAAAAGUAUAAAAUUUUUGUAUCUUAAAACAGUUAAUCUCUUUGAAAAAUAUUUAAUAUUUUUGAGACGACCCAAUUUAUCUAUUAGAAAUGUUUUAUUUAAAAAUAUGCUUUUUUAUCCUUCUCAGCUGAAAUGGUAUAGAUAUUUAUGGUGUAUAUUUUCUAACUAUCAAUGGUUUAAUGUAUUUAUUGAUAAAAAAAUUUUAACAUAA